Molecule: messenger RNA, 3521 nt
Organism: Phlebotomus argentipes
Lineage: Eukaryota; Metazoa; Arthropoda; Insecta; Diptera; Psychodidae
Gene: RpI135
Product: DNA-directed RNA polymerase I subunit RPA2
Exons: 3
Coding region: 87-3479 (1130 amino acids)
Biological process (GO): DNA-templated transcription
Cellular component (GO): nucleus; RNA polymerase I complex
Molecular function (GO): ribonucleoside binding; DNA-directed RNA polymerase activity; DNA binding
Source: RefSeq, a predicted model, not a curated record
GUUCGUGGUGAAUAAGAGUUGAAGAGGUGAAUUUCUUGUGAUUCCGCAUGCCGCUGUGUUUAUCAGGGGAAAACUCGUGAAAAAGCAUGGCUAGCGUUCCAAAAGUGAAUACAAAGCCACUGUUAACGAAUUCCCGAGCGGAAUUCACUAAAAUCAAGUCAAAGCAGAAUGAGAUUCUCAAGAUCCUGGGGGCUCCGCACGUGGAGUCCUUCAAUUACAUGGUGGAGGAGGGUAUCAAGGAAUGCGUGAGUAACCUGAGGCCGCUGGAAUUUGAGCUUCCGACGAAGGACAGAGUGUGUCUGAGGAUAGAGAAGUGCAACGUUGGGAAUCCAAUGGUGCCGCAGAGCAUGACGGAUGUCCGGACACGGAGGAUCUACCCGAUGGAGUGCCGGCAGAGGAAUAGCACUUACAGAGGUCAGGUGAAUUUGCGCCUGGGAUGGUCACUGAAUGGCAUCCCGAAGCCACCAAUUGACAAGGAUGUCGGAGAGAUUCCCAUAAUGUUGCAGUCGAAUCUCUGCAACCUGGCCAAGAUGACGCCGGCGCAGCUGGUGAAGGUGGGCGAGCAUGAGAAUGAGUGGGGUGGGUAUUUUGUGGUGAAGGGAAAUGAGAAGCUCAUCCGGAUGCUGCUGCAGACGAGAAAAAACUACCCGAUAGCACUGAAGAGAGGCACUUGGAAGGAGAGAGGGAAGCUCUUCAGCGAUGUGGGUGUGAUCAUCCGGUCGGAGAUGACAGAUCACACGUCCACAAACAAUGUGCUGCACUUCCUCACUAACGGGACGGCGAAAUUCAUGUUGUCGCAUGGGAAGAACAUGUCCUACUUGCCUGUGAUGAUGCUGAUGAAGGCUCUAAUCCCGGUCACGGAUCUGUACAUCUAUCAGAGCUGCGUGAGGGGAUUUGAGGAUGAUCUGUACUAUUGUGGGUGUGUGCAGACGAUGCUCAGGGAUCUGCACGAUGAGGGACUUCACACUCACGAGGAGUGUCUGGAGUUCUUGGGCCGUGUCUUCCGGAAGCGAUUGUAUGCGAUGGACUGGGAGACGGACAGGCAAGUGGGACAGAGUCUCCUGAAGAGCACAGUGCUGAUACAUCUGAAGGAGAACAAGGACAAGUUCCACCUGAUUUGCCUGAUGAUCAAGAAGCUCUUUCAAGCCGUGCAGGACAAGGUGAUUGCCGAAGGCGCGGACAGCACGAUGAUGCACGAGAUCCUCCUGGGUGGGCAUCUUGUGCAGAAGCUGAUGAAGGAUCGACUGCAGAGUUAUCUUGUGUCUCUGAGAUUCAAUAUUCUGAAGAAGGCCAACAGCACGACUGGCUUCAGCUUGACGCAAUCUGAGAUGAUAAUAGCGAUGAAGUAUUGCGGCACUUUCACACGACAGUUUGAGAACUUCCUCGCCACGGGUACGGUGAACAGUUCGGGGAAUCUGGGGCUUCAGCAGACCACUGGUCUUGUAAUUAUGGCUGAGAAUAUCAACAGGAUGCGCUACAUGUCGCACUUCAGGGCUGUGCACAGAGGGGCUUUCUUCACGGAAAUGCGCACGACGGAGGUGAGGAAGCUCCUUCCGGACGCCUGGGGCUUCAUCUGCCCUGUCCACACGCCUGACGGAGCGCCUUGUGGUCUGCUGAAUCACCUCACCAUCGGUUGCACAGUGUCAAGAGCGCCGAAUGCGAGGGAGAUUGAGAAAAUUGAGGAGGAACUCACCAGACUCGGCAUGAGUGGCAUCGAAGAUGUCUUCAUUGGGGAUGCAAAAGGAAUGGUGAACGUGGUGCUGGAGGGACGAUUGCUGGGUUACGUGACAGAGGAUCAACUGACGAGGGUUGUGGACAAGCUAAGGUUGCUCAAAGUGGCUGGAGAUGUGAUUCCCAACACGCUGGAGAUUGUCAACAUUCCCAGGAAGACGGGUGGGUUGUUUCCGGGACUAUUUCUCUUCGUGGGCGCCGCUAGGAUGAUGCGUCCAGUGGUAAAUCUCAUGGUGAACAAGGUGGAAUAUGUGGGUACUUUUGAGCAAGUCUACAUGGAAAUUGCUGUGUGUCCUGAGGAAAUCUAUCCAGGCAUUACGACUCACAUGGAGCUCUCGAAGACGUCGUUCUUGAGCAAUUUGGCACACCUGAUUCCCAUGCCAGACUGCAAUCAGUCGCCGAGGAACAUGUACCAGUGUCAGAUGGGGAAGCAAACGAUGGGCACUCCGUGCCAGAAUUACGCUCUGCAAGCGGCCACGAAGCUCUAUCGGUUGCAAACGCCCACGACGCCCCUCUUCCGGCCGGUGCACCAUGACAACAUCGAGAUGGACGAUUUCGCCAUGGGCACAAACGCCAUCGUGGCUGUAAUUUCCUACACUGGCUACGACAUGGAGGACGCGAUGAUCAUCAACAAGGCGGCGUUUGAGCGCGGCUUGGCGCAUGGAAGUAUUCAGAAGAGCACAUUUAUCGACUUACAAGAGCCCGACUUCUUCUUCGUGCGUGAUCCACAUCAGCCAAAUCUCGUGGAUGUGCUGGAUUCGGACGGAUUCCCACGUCCCGGCACCAAGUUGUCCUUCAAGUCGCCCUUCUACUGCUACUUCGAUACGAACAGGGCGGUGUACUCGGUGAUCAAGUACAAGGACAAGGAGGAUUGUGUGGUGGACAGCGUGCGGUUGUGCGGCGGCUUCACGGCCAGUGCGUCCAAGCAGGCUGUCAUCACGGUGCGCGUGCAGCGGAAUCCGUCGGUGGGCGACAAGUUCGCCAGUCGGGCAGGACAGAAGGGCAUCUGCUCGCAGAAGUGGCCGGACGUGGAUCUGCCCUUCACAGAGAGUGGCCUCAUUCCUGACAUUGUCUUCAAUCCGCACGGCUUCCCGUCACGCAUGACCAUCGCCAUGAUGAUCGAGAUGAUGGCGGGAAAGAGUGCAGCUCUGCACGCGCUCGUGCACGACGCCACGCCGUUCAAAUUCACGGAGAGUGACACGGCGAUCGACUACUUCGGGCGGCUGUUGGAGGCCGGUGGCUACAAUUACUACGGCACGGAACGCAUGUACAGCGGCACGGAUGGACGAGAGCUGCGAGCGGACAUCUUCUUCGGCGUGGUGCACUACCAGCGCCUGCGGCACAUGGUGUCGGACAAGUGGCAAGUGCGCUCCACGGGCCCCGUGGAUCUGCUCACGCACCAGCCGGUGAAGGGCCGGAAGAAGGGCGGCGGCGUGCGCUUCGGCGAAAUGGAGCGCGAUAGUCUGAUCGCCCACGGCGCGUCCUUCCUGCUGCACGAUCGCCUCUUCCACAACUCUGACAAGGUGUCGGUGAUCGUAUGCCGGCGAUGCGGCAGUCUGCUGGGCCCCAUCAUGAAGGUGGUGAGUCGCGACGGCGCUGGUGAUCUACAGAGCGCCCCCGCAACGUGCCUCCUAUGCGGCGACGGCACGCAAAUAGGCCACAUUCAGAUUCCCUACAUCUUCAAGUUCUUAGUCACGCAACUCUGCUCUGUGAACAUCAACGUGAAGCUGGACUUCAGGGAGAUUUAGAGGUGUUCUUGGAGAAAAUAAAUUUAUCGUUUAUUACUUUUA